Penicillium canariense is the source of this 1818-nucleotide messenger RNA. RefSeq lists its product as uncharacterized. NCBI's taxonomy places the organism in Eukaryota, Fungi, Ascomycota, Eurotiomycetes, Eurotiales, Aspergillaceae. The coding region runs from base 1 to 1818 and encodes 605 amino acids. The record is from RefSeq and is a predicted model, not a curated record. The transcript has 4 exons.
AUGGAGUAUUGCAGUAACACACUCUUAAGUGAUGUUACUGACGACGAGGAUGGCCGACAUUUUGUGCCCGAUCCUCAUGCAGAUCUGCCAGUCUACCUCACAAUUCAUCGGAUUCGUCGACUCAUCAUGGCCACCAUAGAUGACCCGUACACAUCAGAACAACUCAGAGAUCCGCAGAUGAAUAUGCUGAUAGUGAGGCCUCUGGUCGAUCGACUAUAUAACUCAGAAGAUGUGUCAGUGGUUUACUGUCUGCUAGUGAACCGCACACAGUUCUUGCGGGAGCAAAGUUACCAAGGUCAUCUUCAGACGGUCAGCAUUACUCGCGCUACCCUCUGCGAGAUCCUGGCCAGUCGAGUUCUGCGACGAUUUGAUGAAGACAACCCUGGCCUGGUCGGACUGCUCUUACUUGCCAACAUUUUGGUGGCGGGAUUCGAACCUUUCCAAAAUGCACCUGAAGAGGUCAGAAGACGAAAUCCCAGUGCGCUGCAGUGGCCAGUGCAGAAACGCGGGGGCUACGAGCGGAAAAUUACGGCGCUGGAAGUCGCCAUUAUCUCCGAAAGCAAGGCCUUCCUGAGCUCGUCGGCAUGCCAAAAGGUGGUGGAUGCCGUCUAUCGCGGGCAAGUUAUCUACACACCGCUUUCAUUUGUCGAUAUCAUCCCCGAUCAUUACAAGCACAACCCGAUUGCGUUGUAUAGUCCUUGGAAGGCGCCCAUCUUGAAUCACUACCGACUGAUAGUGCCGCGGCUGCGCAACAUUAUUGAAGUGUGCCAGUUCGCUGUUCUAUUGCUUCUCUAUGGGCUUACCAUGUUUUACCGUGAUGAGAACAAGGUAACCAUCCACGAAAUGGUCUUCUGUGCUUAUGCGAGCGGAUGGAUACUUGAGGAGUGCGCAGCCAUCAUAGAGCACGGAUGGUACGUGCAUACGCAGAAUAUCUGGUCUUUCCUCGACAUCGCAUUCUUCCUCAUCUACUCGAUCUAUGUCACCCUGCGAGUGUACGCCGCGGUUGUUGCCGAUGCUAAUCUUGCCGCAAAUGCACUGGAUAUUUUAUCCGUCGCAGCGCCUGUGCUUCUGCCGCGGCUGGCGUUCAACCUUAUGCCAGACAACUUGCUAUUCAUCUCGCUGCGGGCGAUGAUGAGAGAUUUCACUGUGCUGACCCUGCUAGCCACAUGGUGUUUUGCCGGCUUCUUCCUGUCCAUGAAAUGGCUGCAUGGUACCAGUCCCGAACAAGGUCGCGAUUCGCCUGGUUCGGCUACCAUUUCUAAAUGGAUGCUCUGGAUUUGGUUCGGGCUGGAUGGCACUGGAUUCGAGCGUUCAGCCGACUUCCAUAUCUUCCUCGGACCAGCGCUAAUGAUUGCAUUUGCCUUUCUCGGCAACACGCUCUUCCUCACCAUCUUGGUGUCCAUGCUCACAAACACAUUCUCAAAGAUAGUGGAAAACGCAACCGCAGAGGUCCAUUUCCGCCGUGCGGUGCUAACUUUCGAAGGAGUCAAGAGUGACGCAAUCUUCGCCUAUCGGCCCCCGUUGAAUAUCCUAGCCGUAGUAGUUCUACUACCUCUCAAGUUCGUCAUCUCGCCCCGCUGGUUUCACAAAGUGAAUGUAUGCGCGGUGCGACUUUUUAACGCCCCUCUACUCCUGGCCAUCAGCCUCUACGAACGGCACCAGCUGUGGCGCACUCGCAAGGAUGAGCCCCAAAUCCCAUACAAACGGAGCUCACUCUUUCGGUGGACGUUCUCUGGAUUCUCUCCUCAUGGUGACAUCCAAGCUGUGUUCGAUAUGGAACCUCCAAGGAACAUAUUGGAGGAGAGCACUCUGAUAUGA